UCUAGAGGGCGCUGUGUGAGCGGAGCCGCGCAUGCGCAGUGUUCUUCAUCUGCUUAUGUUGAUUCGUCCCGUGUUGGUUUUAAACCACCACACUAGCUUAAAUGUGUGCUGGAGGUUUAAAUAACGCGAGCAGAAGACGUAUCCGUUCACCUUUAGCCGUGUCGAGUAUGAGAGGUGCAGAAAAUCAACGCUUUGUUUAGCGUAGAGAAUGUUUUAUAGCGGUUAUAAUGUCACGAGCGAUUUUUUGAGGAACGUCGUUUUCACUCUGUGACGUCACGCGGAACUCUGUCAGCAUGACCCUGGCGUUGACCCCUGCGUCCGUGUGCCAGUGCUUCACUCUGGUGUCGCUGUGCACAUCCAUCGCAGACCCAAACUGGAUCCAGGUCCAGAACUCCUCCGAUCCCGACAGCAAACUCAUCUACGGCGUGGCCUUCACGAUGCACGCGUACCAGAACCGCACCGACACAGGUCCGUUGGGUGGUUUGCACGGAUGGGGAAUGUGGCUCCUGUAUUCGCUGGCAGCUCUCUGUUACUGCGCUGUCUUGUUUUCAAGCUUCUCAUUCCUGAUGGAUUUCCUCGGAGCAUCUGUCAAUCAAUCCAAGCUGGUGACAUCACUGCACGUCUCCACAGCGGUCAGCUGUGUGUCAGUGCUGGGUGUGUGUGUGGCGUGCAUGUGUGUGAUCGAACACAACCUGCACCGAGGGAACCCCGGAUCUCAGCCGAACCGCAUCCUGAUGCCCGGGGAAAGCCUCUUCAUCCAGAUAUUGGGUUUGCUCUUCUCUCUCGCGGCGUGCGCUUUCACCAUCAAGGCUCGGCCAGAACCCGUCAGGUCAUGUGACUACCUGAGCGUGGGCGGAGACGACAGUGAUACGGAGCCUCUGAUUGGUCGAGCUGAGAGGGAGGAGUAAAGUCGCAUAGAGUUUAACCUCUAUAAAGUAAAGAGGUUCACUUGAUUUAUGCACUUUAUUUCUUAUGACGGGAAACAAACGCGAUCGGACAAACACGCAAAACUAGGUGUUUAUGCAAUUCAGGGAGAAUUUGAGUUGAAUUGGUCACACAGGAUGUAGAAUUGGAAUGACAGGAAGUAUUUAUUUCAAAAAAUAAUUCAAAACUUCAUUGAGAUAGCAUGAUACUGUAGUUUUUAUAAAUAUUUUAAAUACUUUUUAAUAUAUUUUCCCUUUGGAUUUAAUUUUUUUUUGUAAUUUCAUUGUUUUUCAAUGUCUGUUUUAUAACAGUUUUAGUUAUUAAGUUGAACUUAAUGAAAAUGAGAAAUGUUACUGAAAUAAAAGUUUGUAUUUUAUAUUUUA
This is a messenger RNA of Pimephales promelas (fathead minnow), 1307 nucleotides long. RefSeq lists its product as uncharacterized. NCBI's taxonomy places the organism in Eukaryota, Metazoa, Chordata, Actinopteri, Cypriniformes, Leuciscidae. The record is from RefSeq and is a predicted model, not a curated record.